AUUGUACGAAAAUGAUUCAAAAGCGGAAGAUUAUUCUCCCAUCGUGCUAAUUCUCUACAGUGGUACCUGCAGCAUUAAGCCAGAACAUUUAGAACAAUAAGUACUACUUGUGAGCUAAAACGGAUACAUUGAGUAACAAUCCGAGGGCGCGAUUUAGAAGGAACAAAAAUGGCAAAAUCGAGUGACUCUGUAAAUGGGAAAGUUUCAGAUAGUAAUGGUGUUAAGGCGAUACAGUAUUUUUGUACACCGUGUCAGCGGGAGAAGAAAAAGUUACCAGCAGAAGGUUUCUGCAAAACCUGUAAUGAAUAUUUAUGUGAAACUUGUUUCCGAUAUCAUAUUCGUCUUUUGGUUUCAAAAAAUCAUGUUAUGCUUAGUAAAGAAAAUAUGCCAAGAAAAGAAAUUGUUCCUGAUAACGAGGAUGUUUUAGAAGAAAUUUGUGAAUGUCACGAUGGUAAGAUUGUUGAAUUCUACUGCAAAACGUGUGACAUAGUUGGAUGUUUAAUCUGUGUAACUUCUAAGCAUGAAAACUGUGAGAUUGUAUAUAUACCCGAAUAUACAAAGGAACUCCAAGCGGAUGACCUUCUCGAAAUCCAAAACAAAACAAAUGACUGGAAUAGUUUGAAAAAAGCGAGAGAAGUGAAAGAUAUACCAUCACAGUACAAAUGGACGAUCAAAUUAUACUCUGAGAAUGCUAGAGACAGCAUCAAAAUGUACCGCAAGGAAAUCAAUGAAACAAUUGACAAGCUUGAAAUUAAGUUAGACCGGGAGAUAAAAGCAAAGGAACUUGAGGAUUUCGCGAUGUUAGACUAUUACUCUCAAAAACUAACGCAACAAAAUUGUCAGCUUGAAAGACAGUAUAAAGGUUCACAGCAACGUGUGUAUUUAAGAGGCGUAUCUUCUACCAAUGUCAAAAACAAACUGUUCAUCAGCAAAAAACUUUUCCCCUAUACACUCGAACAAUUUGAACAAUGCCAAGAAUCUUUCAAAAGUAAGGUAAUGAACAGAAACAAUAAUUUCAAAGUAGAUAUGGAGCUGGAAUCAACUUUGAGGAAUGUUUUGGGUAGAUCCAAAAAGGUCAGACAGAAAGUGAAAUUAAAAAAUAUUGGUCGUGUAGACGUCAAGCAAAAAUUGGUAACAUUUGAAGAGGUACAAGAUGUUUCAAGAUGCAGCAUAUCUGCAUGUAUUGCUGUCUCAGAUGAUGAGUUUUUGCUGAAUGAUUCUGAAAAUAACUUUAUACUUUUCUGUAGAAUUAAAGAAUCAAGUAAACAAGAGAAACCUCCUGACAACAUAGAAGAACGAAAUCAAGAUUUUGAUAUCAUUUGUUUGAAAUCAGUAACUACAACUCCCUGGGACAUGACGCAAAUGGAUGGCAAAGAGAUAGCUGUAACUUUACCAUUAAAGAGACAAAUCCAGUUCCUGACCGUAGGCGACACUGACAUGAAGCUCUCUGACUCCAUCGAUGUCAAUGGACAAUGCUAUGGUAUUGGAUAUUUGGAGAAAAGAUUAUACGUGUCUUUUAUGUGCCCAGGGAAAGUCGAAAUAAUGGACAGAAACGGGAGGGUUGAUAUGACAGUGUCGAGUAACUUUCCAGAAGGAGUACCUCAGUUUCAGUUUUCUGAGCCCAAAUAUAUUGCAUGUGACACAGAACGGAAACUGGUGUUUAUAUCUGACUUUGGAAACGACUGCAUUGCAGUAACGACUGUUGACGGUGAAAUGAAAUCAGUGAUUCAUUACACGUCAUUACAUCUUGAUAAAAGCUUAUACGAAAAAUGGAUGAGACGUCCAUUAGCAAUGACUGUCGGGAAGAACGGAACGCUGUUUGUUGCUGUUCACUGGCCCUUUAGUAUUCAAAUGAUAUCCUCGGAUUUUCAACAAAAAGAAGUUCUAAGACAUAGAGGCACCACAUGGGGAAUACAAGCUUUGACUUUACACAACAACAGGUUGUACUAUGGUACCAGUGACGGUGCACUGUAUGUUAGAGAGAUAAUAAAUAUCUAAACUAUGCUUUUAAUAUACUAACUAGUGAAAAUGCCGUCAUGGCCUCAUGUUAGGUGCUAAGUGUCGCAGAGUGAGAAAUAUGUGCAGCCAGACCCUUCCGCGGUGUACCUUUCCGAUGCUCUACCAACUGAUUUAUUCGACCGUGACACAUCUUAUCCCCUUUCUGAUAUUCCAGUCCUGUAUUGUGUCACUUAUGUCUAGUACAUCGUAAUAGUUAUGUCUGGUAUCAAUCCAGUAGUAGCCGCAGAAUCUAAACAUUCUGGAUAUUAUGAUGUGACCACAGUGACAGUGAAUGAACUAAUUAAUACAUUUACAGAAAUUAGAUUGAAAUUAAAGUUUGUUUGAAUGUUGAGAUAUAACUCCCCCGCUCCGCUCCAGCCCAUUUUUAAAUUCAAGCUAUGAGAUAUUUGAUUAGUAUGUUUUUGAUAUUCCUGUAGAAAGAAGUACAAAUACUUGGUGGUUUAGACCAACUACAACCCUGCCCUGGUCUACAAUUUAAGAUUCUAAGAAUGAUAAGAGAUCAAUAGGUAUUUCUAUAAUAUUAAAAAGGGAUUAAUUUUGAUUAAAUGCUUACUUUGGGAACUGUUAUGAUGUUGUUUGAUGCUUUUUGUUGCAUUUGGCCAUACUGUUGACCUGAGGGCCCAAGUAUUUGUUGUAUUAAGUACAUAUGCCAAAUAGUCAUAAUUGGAAACUUAUUAUUUGGUACUGGUAACAGGGAGAGUUUGGUAUAUUGGG
Messenger RNA from Mercenaria mercenaria, 2733 nucleotides. RefSeq lists its product as uncharacterized. Gene Ontology annotation, molecular function: ubiquitin-protein transferase activity; zinc ion binding. Gene Ontology annotation, cellular component: chromatin; nucleoplasm. Bases 169 to 1998 code for a protein of 609 amino acids. The record is from RefSeq and is a predicted model, not a curated record. NCBI's taxonomy places the organism in Eukaryota, Metazoa, Mollusca, Bivalvia, Venerida, Veneridae. The transcript has a single exon. Gene Ontology annotation, biological process: positive regulation of DNA-templated transcription.